UUAGAUUUACAUUUUAACCUACGAUUUUUUACUAUAAUGUCAGAUAACGCUUUAUCUACGUCGCCGGCGGCAACCGCUGCGCCAGCGACAGCAUCGCCGAAAAAGGGCAAGACUGCGGCUGUUAAAAAACCGCGAGUGAAGCCGUCCCAUCCUCCUACAUCUGAAAUGGUAAACAACGCUAUUAAAAGUCUGAAAGAACGCGGCGGAUCGUCGCUGCAGGCGAUUAAGAAAUAUAUGUCGGCCAAUUAUAAAAUCGACGCCGAGAAAAUGUCAACGUUCAUUAAAAAGUAUUUAAAGUCAGCUGUUCAAGCGGGCACACUGAUUCAAACAAAAGGCAAAGGUGCUUCGGGUUCGUUCAAACUUGCCGCGAACGCUAAACAGAGCGGCGGCGAAAGCGGUGUUUCGGCUGGAAAAGCCAGGACCGCUAAGACGCCAGCGGCAAAAGCAAAAUCGAAGACAGCAAAGUCGAAGGGCGCCCGCCAACCCUGCUUCGUCCCCUAA
Molecule: messenger RNA, 501 nt
Organism: Ctenocephalides felis (cat flea)
Lineage: Eukaryota; Metazoa; Arthropoda; Insecta; Siphonaptera; Pulicidae
Product: histone H1C-like
Exons: 1
Coding region: 37-501 (154 amino acids)
Biological process (GO): chromosome condensation; negative regulation of DNA recombination; nucleosome assembly
Cellular component (GO): nucleosome; nucleus
Molecular function (GO): nucleosomal DNA binding; structural constituent of chromatin; double-stranded DNA binding
Source: RefSeq, a predicted model, not a curated record